AUGGACCCUAGUCCCCAAAUACCAACAAUAACAACCGUAAACGACUAUAACACAAUCUGUUUAAUACGAAAGAGUUUUGGAGAUAAAGGAGAAUCAUUUCCGGAAGACAUAUCUAACAAUUUGAGAAUUUACACGGCAAAAGACCCUUUGGGUUUAAGACCAACUGCCGAUAAUGUUUUUGCCAUUUACCAAUACCUCGGAGAAGAGAAUGAAAUUUUAAAUAACAUAGAAUUGGAUACUAUAAGGCAGCACGGAGAUUUUCUUUAUUCCAAAAGUACCAUGCUAAAAGACAAAAGCGAGUUUAUGAGGGAAAUGAUAAAAUUACGAUCUUGUGACAUAUUUUCGAGAAUAUACUAUCCCGAUAAAUUGAGAUAUGGACUCAUUGAAAAGUGUGAUCUUUAUCCAGAUGAUUUAAGACAAUUUUUGGACUUCCGUUUUAAUAGUAGUUUCCAUGAAUGCGAGAAAUGUUUCUCAACAAAACAAUUUAAAGGCAGAGCUCCUCAAAUUAAACAACUAAAUUCUUUUGUUCAUAAAACUCAAAAGAAAAAUGCUUUUGGAUUAAUAUUUGAACCAUCGAAAAUUAUAUUCAAGAAUUUUGAGCAAAAUCAACAAUAUAAACAAACUGUGAAAAUUAAAAAUACAAGUGCAACAAUGCAAAAAGUGAGUGUUAAAACUUAUCCAAAAUCACCAGUUUUCAAGAUACUGAUUGAUGAAUCCCAAAGAAUCGCGCCCGGUAUGUAUACAUCUUUCACCAUUAAAUUUACACCACAAUUUUCAACAUAUCUCAAAGAUAAGGUCUUAUUUGUUAGCAGAAAGGGCGAAAUAAUAGAACUGACAAUAAAAUGUUACAAAGAACCACCCAAACUUUGGGCUUACAUUAAUAAAUCAUCAAGCUUUCCUAUCAAUGAAAAUAUUCGCGGGUCAAGACCCUUUUCAAUGCAAAGACAAUUAGCAAUCAACGACACCAUAGAUUGUGGCACCUGCUUUGCCACUGACUAUACUUUGAUAUCAUUAAUUUUGCUCAAUAGAGGCAACAAAGCUAAAUUUUUCUGGCUAUCGGAAGAAGAUUUUUAUUUUCAAGACAUCAAUACUCUAUCCAACAAUAAUGAAUAUUAUAAAGAUUGCUUUUGGAUUUAUCCCACAUAUUUUGAAAUGUUUCCUAAUGAAAUUUGUGAAAUAAAUAUUAUAUUUCAGCCUUUAUAUUGUGGCGUUUACACGGAAACAUUAUACCUUAUGUGUGAUAACAACUUGUAUACUCAAGUGGAGUUGGUAGGGGAUGCAGUUUGUUUCAACAAAAACUUGAUAGGUGUCAAAAUUCCUUGUUAUGUGGAUGAACUCGAAAAGAAAGAUGGUCAUUGUAUUUUUAUGGGACAUCUCGUGUAUGAUGAAAUAUCACAAUUCACUUUAUCUAUUUUAAACAAAAGUGCAAUGUUUUUGAAAUUUGAACUAAGGCUGGAUAUUAAAGAUGAAAAAUUUUCUAUGUAUGAGUGGUUUAAAAUUUCAAAUGAGCCUCCCAGUCAUUUGACUCCGUAUAGCGCUACAGACAUACUAUUUGAAGCACAUUCUCCUUCCGACAUAUUGCAGGGAUACUAUAAUGCGAAACUAAGAAUAUUUAUAAAUAAUAUUCCUAUAGCAAGUCUAGAAGCUAACGAAAUCUUUCUGGUAAACACUCAUAAGCAAGAACUAAAAAGUAUAGCAGAAAAUGUACAAAAAGUUGACGUUCUAAUAGCCGAAAUGGAAAUUGCUUGUUGCAUCAAUUCUAUAGGCAAACCAAAUAUUGAAGAAUCCUUAAUCGAGUGCGAAAAAUGCGGUAAAGUAAACUGUUUAUGUGAAGCAUGCAAGGAAAAUUUAAUAAUGGCGGAUUUGGAAUUCAACCAACCAUUAAUGGAAUUUGGUAUACUACCAAUCGGAACUGAUAUUGAAAAGGACUUUUUUAUAAUCAACAGAGGAGAGAAAGAUGCUAAUUGGACUAUGAUCGAACUAAAGUACAACCUAGAUUACCCCCCACACGUGGAAAUACUUAAAGAAAAAAACUUAUCAUGCACUAAUGGUACUUUACAGCCACAUAAGAAACAGCGCUUGAACUACACUAUCAUUAAAAAAAACCCAGCCAGAUAUGUCUCGAUACUUGUCCUUUGUUUAGUUCAAGAUAAUGUUCCAACCAUUAACAACCCAAGCAAAUGGAACUUUAUAGCACAAGAUAUCUGUGUCAUCACUUAUGAAGUAAUUCACAUGGAUAUAGCCUUUAAAACUCAGUCAAAACAGGCCAUUUUAUGUCCCUUGCAAUUACUUUAUACUGAAGUCCCAACAGAAGUAUCUUUUAGAUUAAAAAAUUACAGCCUGAUUCCUGGAUGUUUCUACUUUUUAAAACCUAUCGGACAAGAUGCGAAUAAAAUAUCCAUAGAAUACCUACCAGAAUUAGGUGAACUUAAGGCAAACGGUUCGAAGAAAAUAGCCCUCAGGCUCACUUGCAAGGAAGUUGGAAUAUUGGAAGACAUUUUUAUACCUUGUUUUAUCGGAAAAAAUCAAGAACCGAUUCGUUUAAGACUGCUUUGUGUUGUUGACUGUGUUCAUGUGUUUUUUUAUUUGCCAUCAAAAAACAAUGAGUAUCAAAAAAUCCUUUGGCCACCUAAAAUGGUUUACGAACACGACAUGACAUGGAGUGAUCAUUGCUUUUGUGAAGAAUCCUCCUCGGUACCAUUAAAGAUAAUUCAAAGUGAUAGUGAAAUGAAACUUGAAGAACAAAGUAAUGAUACUCUUAAAAACAUCAGUAGAUCUAGUAUAAACACUGAUACAGAUGACAUAUUGGAAACAUUAGAGAGUGUAGAUUCUGAUAUAUUCUUGCAAGAUUACGUCAUGGAAGUGAAAGGGGUGAAAACAAAAGAACCAAGAAAGUUUACAAUUUUUUUCGAAAAUGUUACAAAAAAAUCAGCAAAAUAUUCAGUACAAACCACCAACUAUUUGGCAAAAGAAUGGAAGAAUUGUCCUGGGCCCAAACAUAUAAAAGCCGAAGAUUUUUGGGAACCAAUGAUUGACCACAGCGGUAUUGUUAUCCAACCAGAAACAGAAUCAAGUUACAUGAAAGCAAAUGAGUUGGUGACAGUUGAUAUAUGGAUAUAUGCAAAAACAUGGGGCAUUUAUGUAGAUGAAAUUAUCAUCGACAUUAAAGAUAUAAUACCCUUCAGUUUUUCCUUAAUCAUUGAAGUCACUGGAUGCCCUUUAGAACUUCCAUUCGGGAUUGGAGCUAUUACACAGUAUCCUACAAUACGAUUUGGUUCAGUUACAUCCGCUUCUGAAGAUAUAUUGAGAGAAGUUAUUCUUAAAAAUGUUUCAUCAGUUGAUGUGUCAAUAUCUUGGCAUAUAUAUCAUUACCCUAACGGAGAAGAAUUUAACUGCAAUACUCCAUUCAAUUUCGUUUUAGACAUGACACCAAAAGAAGACUUUUUCAAAUUGAGUUUCACUGAUCGAUUUUUUGGAAUCGAAGCAAUUCAGUUUAUUGAAGUUCAACCGAGUAAAUUGGAAAUCACCUCAGAUAAUCAAACUAAACUACUAAUUGUUUUCAAACCAAAACUUGUCAGAACCACAGGAAAUCCUAUAAAAUGUUUUAUAUUGGGUCAAAUUUUUACUAAUGACAUAGAUACAAUCAAGUCCAGUUACUUUUAUAGAAAACCAUCUACAGUAAUUAUAGAAGUGACAGCAACCGUUGAGGAACCACGCUUGUUGGUUGAAAUAGAAGAUAAUUUAUUGAGUGUGUUUGCUAAUGACGUUGUUUUUGGAACACAAAAAGAUUUUUCUAUAAAAUGUAUCAUAAGAAAUCCAACAUUGUCGCAGAUAACGGCGAAAAUCGAUGCCUCAGAUACGUUUUUUUGUGAAAAUGAUAUUGAGCUAGGACCGAGACAAUGCAAAGAAAUUCGUUUGACUUGUAAUUUGACUUACGAAAAAAUUCUUAGAUGGGCUAAUAUAGUUUAUGAAUCUGAAAAAGAAAUACAUCCGAGCCAAAAUCAAUCCACAGAAGUCAUCAAUUUAGGACUUAUGAGUGAUCCCUUCCUACCUAAAGCCAGCAUAUCAGAUGCUCAAGUUGUAGACAAAGUCAACAAAAUAUUAACGUUCCAUAAAAAAAUCUAUAUUUCUUAUCCGCAUGGGAAUACGGAAACAAUGCCAAUUAAACUGAUGCUAAAUUAUCCAAAUAUAUCUGUAAAACCUUUACACAUAAAGUUUGGAUACAUUUUAGUAGGUAAUACACAGAAAACGACAAUAAUAAUAUCCAAUUUGACUGCAUGCCCUGUUAAAUUUGAGAUCUUCAAGUCUUGUUGUACUCACGAACUCGUGGUUACACCAUCUUUUGGUGAAAUUGGAAAGAGCACUGGAACAAAUAAAAGCUUUCAACAUGUGACAGUUUAUUUUACGCCUACACAAUGUAAAAUGUUUCACGAAAGUAUCCGAAUAGCGACGAAUAUUCCCCAAUAUUUUGUGGAUAUUUCUGUUAAAGGUGCUGCUUCGUUUAAUGAGAAGUUUGAUAUACAAUAA
Ceutorhynchus assimilis (cabbage seed weevil) is the source of this 4527-nucleotide messenger RNA. Lineage: Eukaryota; Metazoa; Arthropoda; Insecta; Coleoptera; Curculionidae. The record is from the annotation of a GenBank genome assembly.